This is a messenger RNA of Salvelinus sp. IW2-2015, 1482 nucleotides long. Lineage: Eukaryota; Metazoa; Chordata; Actinopteri; Salmoniformes; Salmonidae. The record is from RefSeq and is a predicted model, not a curated record.
AUCAAAGCAGGUCGGUUGAUACACGGCCAAAUAUACUAUUUGUUUGGGUAAUGUAUAAAUACAAUCGUCGGAGUGUCUGCUUUAGAAAGUGAUUAAAAAAGUAGUUGACACGUCACGCCGCAGGACUUGGUGGUGGCUGUGACAUGUUUUCAGCUACUUUGGGAUUUUUAUAGGGGUCACAUAGGCUACAGCGGUGCAGAGUGCUAGAUCUAGACAAGAGUCUGCGGUCCAACUUUCCAAACCGAGGGAAAUACCGCCCAAAAGAUGCCUGUUCGGCGGGGACACGUGGCUCCUCAGAACACUUUUCUGGAUACAAUCAUCCGAAAAUUCGAAGGACAGAAUCGCAAGUUCAUCAUCGCCAAUGCUCGCGUGGAGAACUGCGCCAUCAUCUUCUGUAACGACGCCUUCUGUGGCAUGUGCGGGUACACGCGCGCUGAGGUCAUGCAGAAGCCGUGCACCUGCAGCUUCCUGUACGGGCCGCACACCAAGAGGCCUGCCGUGGCCCAAAUGGCCAAGGCUCUGCUGGGCUCCGAGGAGAGGAAGGUGGAGAUGUCCCUCUACGCCAAAGAUGGUAUGUGUUUCUCCUGUAAAAUUGAUGUGGUGCCAGUGAAGAAUGAGGAUGGCUUGGUGAUCAUGUUCAUCCUCAACUUUGAGCUGCCCACUGAUCCACCUAUUCCCAGCUCCCCGACCAGAGACCUCAACAAGCUGCCUAUCCCCUGGCUUCCCCUAGCACGUCGGCAUAGGUUCCGCCUGCCCUCCGCUCUGCUUCGCUCCCUCAGCAGCAGUAAACAUUCCCUGGAGGAUGACACCGAGCUGGGCCACCAGCGGGACCUCUCUGCCCUGGGGCAUGAGUCUGUAGCCCUGGACAAGCUGCUGUCCCUGCCAGAGCGCCGGCGGCUGGGGGGCACCGGGGUACUACUCUGGGACGAGGACCAGAGGGCCUUGCUGGGAGGUGACCCAGUUUCUCCCACUGGGGACCCCUCGGAUGCCCCUCAAGCCCUGUCCCUGGCCAUGGGCUUCUCCCAGUCUUCCCCCAGGCUGCACUGCCUCUGGGUGGACGAGGAGUGUGGCUCCAACUGCAGCGUGAUGCCCAGCCGCUCCUAUGAGAGCCUCUGCAGCCCGCUGCACGCCUCAUCUGUGGACGGCAUCAAGACUCGCAGGGGACAGUCCAGCUGGCACGGGAAGCUCCAGACGCGGCCCAGCAGCACAGGCGGAAUGAAGUCCAGUCUGCGUAAUGUUACAUCUGACUCCACGUCUGACCCCAACCUCACCCGCUUCCGGACCUUAAGUCACGUGACCCAGCUCAACCCACUGGACAACAGGCCAGACCCCCUGGUGGCCCUCCCGUCUGCGGAGAUUGACAUCAUCGCCCCCUGUAAACUAAUGGAGCGCACACACGGGGUCACUGAGAAAGUCACUCAGAGAAUCACAGGGAGAGCCUGUGAGUGUGAGCUCUCCCAGGGGGAGGGGCCGGGGGUGUGA